GCGUUACUCAAUUAAAUUAAUUAAUAAUUAACUCAAAGAUGGCUGAAGGAACGUCUUCAAUGAAAUCUCGCUCUGGUGGCGGUAGUGUCUUUAAUUUAAGGUGUAAUGACCAUCCCGACGCUCAUCUUAUAGAAGACUAUCACGCCGGGGAUAUGGUCUGUCCUGAAUGUGGCUUAGUCGUAGGAGACAGAGUUAUUGAUGUUGGAUCAGAAUGGAGGACAUUCAGUAAUGAGAGAAACGCAACAGAUAGAUCACGUGUUGGUGCUGCUGAAAAUCCAUUGCUUGAUGGUCAUGAGUUGUCUUCCUUCAUUGCUCCAGUGACUGGUCGACCUGGUACUAAUGAUUCUGGGAAGUCAUUCCCUAAAUUCUCAAAGAGUGGAGUAUCAGCAGGUGACAAGUCUUUAAUGACUGCCUUUAAGGAAAUAGCCAAUAUGGCCGAUCGUCUUAAUCUUCCUAGAAGCAUUGUUGACAGAGGUAAUGCAUUGUUUAAGCAAGUUAAUGAUGAGAAGACUCUGAAGGGAAGAGCUAAUGAUGCAGUUGCUGCUGCUUGUCUUUACAUUGCGUGUCGUCAAGAAGACGUACCAAGAUCUUUUAAAGAAAUAUGUGCUGUAUCACGUCAUUCAAAGAAAGAAAUAGGAAGAUGCUUCAAACUUAUUCGUCAAGCAGCAAACCCAGCAAUGAAUACUGUAUCAACUACUGACUUUAUGUCAAGGUAUUGCACUAAUCUUGGUCUGCCAUUACCAGUCCAGAAAGCAGCUAGCUUUAUUGCACAGAAAGCUGUUGAGCUUGAUCUUGCUCCAGGACGAGUUUAUCUGUCUGUUGCUGCUGCCUCUAUAUACAUGGCAUCCCAAGCAUCUGACAUCAAGAAGACACAGAAAGAGGUUGGUGAUGUUGUUGGUGUUGCUGAUAGUACAAUACGUCAAUCGUACAGGCUCCUGUAUCCUUCCCGUCAUAAACUCUUUCCGACUGAUUUCAGCUUUGACACUCCUUUGGAUGAGCUUCCCAAGCACUGACCCAGUCGCAAUCUCUGUUAUACUGUUGUAUAUAAAAUGAAUUACUAUUUAACCAAUUAAAUUUUGUUUGAAUUUUCAUUUUUCAUGUUGAUCAAUGUAAAAAAAACACUCAAAA
Molecule: messenger RNA, 1128 nt
Organism: Amphimedon queenslandica
Lineage: Eukaryota; Metazoa; Porifera; Demospongiae; Haplosclerida; Niphatidae
Product: transcription initiation factor IIB-like
Exons: 9
Coding region: 39-1013 (324 amino acids)
Biological process (GO): transcription initiation at RNA polymerase II promoter; transcription preinitiation complex assembly
Cellular component (GO): nucleus; transcription preinitiation complex
Molecular function (GO): RNA polymerase II general transcription initiation factor activity; TBP-class protein binding
Source: RefSeq, a predicted model, not a curated record